CCGAAAGAGUAUCAAUCGUUUCCAAUCCUCCGAAUCAGCGAGUGCCUGGUUAUUCUUUUUACCGAGCAGCGCAGAAAUAAUCAAGUGUCAAGUAUCAAAUAUGAAGGCCUUUGUCGUCGUUGCGUCCCUGUUGGCUGUGGCUUCUGCCUCGACUACCAUCCUUGCGGCUCCCCGUUGGUACGGAUACGCUCCGGCGGCCACGUACUACGCUGCCCCAGCGGAACUGUCCAGCCAGUACCACGCCCAGGAUAGCCUCGGACAAUACUCAUAUGGAUACAACGGAGGAUUGUCGGCCAAGGCCGAAACCAAGUCGUUUGACGGAGUGACCCGCGGAUCGUACAGCUACCUGGACGCCGAGAACAAGCUGCAGACUGUCUCGUACACCGCUGAUGCCCUCAACGGAUUCCGCGCCCAGGCCAGCAACCUGCCCCAGGCUCCGGUCGAGACUCGUGUGGCUCCCGCCCCAGUUCAGGACACCCCCGAAGUCGCCAAGGCCCGUGCUGACCAUCUGGUCGCCGUUGAGGAAGCUAAGGUGCGCAACGCCAACGCCGCUUCCAGCGAUGAGAGCGCUAUCGUUGUGAGUGCUGCCCCAGCUGCCGUUGCCCCAAUUGCACCAAUUGUCCCCCAAAUCGCCACCUAUGCCGCCCCAAUUGCUCUGGCCCCAGCUUCCGGCUUUGCCUACUCGCACUCGACCGUUAACCUGAAGCCGGAAGUGUACGCCGCCGCCCCAGCUCCAAUCGCCACCAUUGCUGCCGCUCCGGCCUCUUUCGCUUACCAGACCUACUCCGCUGCUGCCCCUGCCCUCUACAACACCUGGAGCCAAGCCCCAGCUUACGCUUACAGCUACGGUGCUCCGGCUUUCUACGCCGCCAACACCGCUGCCGUUCCCCUGCCCGUUCAGGACACCCCUGAAGUUAUGCAGGCUAAGGCCGAGCACUUCGCUGCUGUCGCUGAGGCCAAGGCCCGCAACCUGCAAGGCUGCAAGGAUUUACUGCAGGUUGCGGGCCUUGGCCUCAGCGACAGCAGCGAAGUGCUCGGCCUUAGCCUGCAUAACUUCAGGGGUGUCCUGAACGGGCAGGGGAACGGCAGCGGUGUUGGCGGCGUAGAAAGCCGGAGCACCGUAGCUGUAAGCGUAAGCUGGGGCUUGGCUCCAGGUGUUGUAGAGGGCAGGGGCAGCAGCGGAGUAGGUCUGGUAAGCGAAAGAGGCCGGGGCGGCAGCAAAGGUGGCGACUGGAGCUGGGGCGGCGGCGUAAACUUCCGGCUUCAGGUUAACGGUCGAGUGCGAGUAGGCAAAUCCGGAAGCUGGGGCCAGAGCAAUUGGGGCGGCAUAGGUGGCGAUUUGGGGGACAAUUGGAGCAAUUGGGGCAACGGCAGCUGGGGCAGCACUCACAACGAUAGCGCUCUCAUCGCUGGAAGCGGCGUUGGCGUUGCGCACCUUAGCUUCCUCAACGGCGACCAGAUGGUCAGCACGGGCCUUAGCAACUUCGGGGGUGUCCUGAACUGGGGCGGGAGCCACACGAGUCUCGACCGGAGCCUGGGGCAGGUUGCUGGCCUGGGCGCGGAAUCCGUUGAGAGCAUCAGCGGUGUACGAGACAGUCUGCAGCUUGUUCUCGGCGUCCAGAUAUGGCCAAAAGUUCGUUUGCUGGCGAAGGAGGGAAGAAAUGAAAAGAACAGAACCAACCAGUGCGAAGAUCUUCCUGGAGGGAAGCUCGGCGAAACUGGAUCGCUCGUUAUCAUGAAGGUGUUCAUCGUGGUCUCAUCUCUGCUGGCCGUGGCCUUUGCCGCGCCUCAACUGCUGACUCAGCGCGUAUACGCGGCCGUUCCGGCUGUUACGACAUACGUAGCUGCGCCAGCGGAAGUGUCCAGCCAGUUCCACGCCCAGGAUGGAUUGGGACAGUACACCUACGGAUACAACGGAGGAUUGUCGGCCAAGACCGAAGCCAAGUCGUUGGACGGAGUGACCCGUGGAGCUUACCACUACCUGGACGCCGAGAACAAGCUGCAGACGGUGACCUACACUGCCGAUGCCGUCAACGGAUUCCGUGCCGAGGCCAGCAACAUGCCGGUGGCUCCAGUUGAGACCCGCGUCGCUCCGGAACCAGUUCAGGACACCCCCGAAGUCAUGCAGGCCAAGGCCGAGCACAUGUCUGCCGUUGAAGAUGCGAAGGUCCGUCUGGCCGCCGCCGAGAAGGAAGAGACCGCCGAAAUCGUUGAGAGUGCCGAGCCUGCUCCAGUUCCGGCCAUCCCAGCUAUUGCUCCGAUCACCACCUACUCCGCUGUUGCUGCCCCAAUCGCUCUGGCCCCAGCGUCCGGAUUUGCCUACCAGACUUCCUCGGUUGCCCUGAAGAACGAACCGCUGGCCUACACCACCUACGCCGCCGCUCCGGUCCCAGCCCCCGCUUCCUUCUCCUACUCGACCUACUCCCAGUCGGCUCCAGCUACUGCCAUCCAGUACGCUGCUGCCCCAUUCGUCCAGGCCCUUCCAGCUGCCACCACCUACGCUCUGAACGUCCAGGCUCCCGCCUACACCUACAGCUAUGGCGCCCCGGCCUUCUACACCACCACCAACCAGUUGGCCACUCCAGUCACCUUCGCUGCUCGUGCCCUGCCAACCUCAGUUCCAGCAGGUGCUGAGACCGCCGCCGAGGUCGUCGAAGCCGCUGCCCUGCCCGAACCAGUUCAGGACACUCCCGAGGUCGCCCAGGCCAAGGCCGAGUUCCUGCAGACCUUCGAGCAGGUCAAGGCCCGCAACGCCCAGUAAACCGAAGUGUGUGCCAUCGUGAUACAGGACAAACCAGCAACGCAAUCUAGCUCAAACCGGAACAUUUUGUAAAAAUGUACAGGUUUUUUUUUUCGUAAAAGCCCGCCAUAGACGGCGUACACGUGUGUACUAAACUAGCCAAAACGUUCAAAGAUAAUAUCGCAGCGCAGAAAUGUACAAAGAAAAUAAAACCACAAAAAAAUGGAGAAGAAGUUAAUCAACAA
Culex quinquefasciatus (southern house mosquito) is the source of this 2985-nucleotide messenger RNA. RefSeq lists its product as uncharacterized. Bases 101 to 2761 code for a protein of 886 amino acids. Gene Ontology annotation, cellular component: chitin-based extracellular matrix. NCBI's taxonomy places the organism in Eukaryota, Metazoa, Arthropoda, Insecta, Diptera, Culicidae. The transcript is spliced from 5 exons. Gene Ontology annotation, molecular function: structural constituent of chitin-based larval cuticle. The record is from RefSeq and is a predicted model, not a curated record.